Staurois parvus is the source of this 386-nucleotide messenger RNA. The record is from the annotation of a GenBank genome assembly. NCBI's taxonomy places the organism in Eukaryota, Metazoa, Chordata, Amphibia, Anura, Ranidae.
UGUACUGUGUCCCUUGGACACAGCAGAUCACUGAUCCACGGAAAGAGCCGAAGAUGUCGGCUCGGUCAUGUGAUCAGCUGUAUCCAAUCACAGCUGAUCACAUGAGACAUGUACACUGAUCAUCAGAGCACUGAUGAUCAGUGUGCCCUUAUGAUCAGUGUAGCCCCAGCAGUGCCACCUAUCAGUGCUCAUCAAUGCCACAUAUCAGUGCCCAUAUGAGCUGCCUUUCAGUGUCACCCAUCAGUGCCACCUAUCAAUGCCAAUCAGUGCCACCUAUCAGUGCCAGUCAGUGCCGCCUAUCAGUGCCAGUCAGUGCCGCCUAUCAGUGCCACCUAUCAGUGCCAGUCAGUGCUGCCUAUCAGUGCUGCCUUUCAGUGCCCAUCAGU